AGUUGCAGCUCAAACUUCCACCCCUUGUUUAGAGAAGGGGUGGAAAUCAGGUGCUUCUAAAAACAGAAUGGCUGCUAUCUCCUCCUUGUUCAGUGUCUGUCUGAUAAUUUUGAUUAUAGCAACUUUGCAAACUGAAGUCCUAUCAAGUUUCACUGCAAAGCAGUCGUGCAACUUUGAAUCCCCAGUAGCACCUGGAGCAAGCGUGUAUUGCACUGCCAGUGAUGGUGUGUUGGGGUGGGAGGAACAAGUAACGGAGGGGCAAGGCUCCUUUGGAGUAUCAACUGCUGGAGCUGCAAGGCAGGGGAACCCUGAUCGCCCACUCACAGAUUACAACCCUGGAACUGAAAAUGGCUCAUAUUUCUACUAUGUAAAAUCAAUCAACUACUUCAACCAGGCACUCCUCCUAUCUUAUCCGACUCAGAAAUUCAUCGCUGGAUUGAGUUUUUCGUUCUACAUGGUUGGACCCCAGAGUCUUCAAAUCCUUCAGUCUCAUGUCACUAGUUUUGAUAUUAUUUCAAACUACUCCUGGAAUGGGAAUGAAACUGUGACAUGGGAACGAGCUAAUAUUGAAUUCUCCACUCCUUAUCCUGAUGGUAACGUACUGUUUAUAUCACCGUCAAUUGGAGGAGAAAUCGGAGAAGCACCAAUUGAGAGAGAGCCUUUCUUAGCACUUGAUGAUAUUGAGUUAACAUUUGAUCUCCCGUGUGAUUUCAGUUUGCUGAGCAAUCAAGGGAAUCUCAUUCUCUCUCAUCCUUCUUUCCUUGAUAUAACCAUUGGAAACAUUAAUACAGUUCAGUUCACAGCUAUUUCUCCAAUCUGUACUGAUGGUCCUUUUAUAUACACUCUUGAUUCAAAUAACAUCACUGGGUUGGCAUCAAUAUUUCACUUGAAUUCAACAACUGGGCUACUGAGAGUGAAUGCAACAGGACAGCAUUUAAUAGGAGGUGGUGUUCCUCUGGGACUCAUCACAGUGAGUGUAUAUGUUCAGGAUUCAGGUUUUUUACAGCCUAAUGGAGUUGCUUUUAAAAGACAUGGGCUAUUGCAUUACCGUCAAAAGCCAACUAUUAUCAUUAGCUCUCCUUCUUCCAUCCCUUUGGCAUUACAAGAAGGAGCUGUAGGAGGAGGAGGAAGCAGCUUUAGUUAUACAUUAAAUGCUUCUUCUGCUCUCAAUGCUUCAUUCUCCUACAGUAUUAGCAAGAGUUUCCCUAGUUCAUUAGCUGAUAAUAUCACUAUCAAUGGGAAUACUGUUCAAGGAAUUUUCACUCAUCAACAUUUAGUUGAUGUUAUACAGCAUGGCAUAGCUGCCCCAUCAUUUACUAUAUUGAUCGUUGAUUCCUAUGGGGAAACAAGAAAUCAUACUGUUCAACUAAUUCUACCCAACACUCCAUCACUUGUAUUUAAUCAAGAUGAGUACAUCAUUCAUGUAUCAGAGAGUGGCAGUAUCAGUCUGAACCUGAGUAAUAUCCUGAUAGGGAGCUUGCCCAUAGUCCAAGACUGCAGCAAUACAAUUGCUGCACAAAUAUCAACAACAGAUUCAGUUAUUUCAAGCAAGUUUAAGCUAUACGCUCUCCCAUCCAUUCCGGCCUUGCCUAACUUCUGCACCUUUGUCCUUGCAGCGACCACAAAAGUAUUUGAUUAUGAGGAAAGGCAGGAGUACAUCUUUAACAUCACUGCUAAUAGCACACUGGGCUCAAGCUCUGUUGCAAUGGUAACAGUGUUAGUGAUUGGAGUCAAUGAAUAUGGGCCUGUUAUUAGCCCAAAAAUGGACACUGGGAUGAUAUCAGAUUAUGAACCAGUUGGUAGUCUUGUAAAAGUACUCAUGGCCACUGAUAAUGACGAGGGACCAGAUGGUACUCUAUCCUUUAGCCUAACACAAGGAAGCACUGACUACUUUCGAGUGCAGCAAAUAUCAAACUCGGAAGCACAUUUGGAAACCAAGCACUCACCGAUAGAACCCAGUGAGUAUCUUGUAGAAGUAACAGUUUCUGAUCAUGGUACUCCAUCUAUGAGUGAUACAGCAACAAUUAUUAUAACAGCAAUCGCUAGCAGUGAAAUACAGUGCAACCAGUCAAUAUUUGGUCCCCCAGUUAUAGUUAGUCAUACUCCUCCAUUAAGGCCAGCACUGAACUCUGUUGUGAAUCUUCAGUGUAACUACACUGCUAAUCCUCAGAUAUAUCCUAUAAAAUGGUACCGCUCAUCAUUGAGCAGUCCUCUCUCUUUUGAACCCAUAUCAUCCUCUUCCCAUUAUACCAUCACUGGUAACACACUCACAAUCAAUGGAGUCACUACUAACGACAUUCAGUUCUACACGUGUAACAUUACCAACCAGUGUGGCAGCAAUGUGACCAGUAUACCAUUACCUAUCGUCAUUCAACCGCCGUCCCCUCCAGGUGGGCUAUGGAUCACCUUUGGACCCUCUCAGCACUCCAUAUCCUUAUCAUGGACUCCAGCAACCAUCACAAUAUCCUCACCUGUUACCAGCUAUCUAGUUCAACUGAAAAGAGAGAAAGAAGAGAGCUAUCAAACUAUACAAACAGUCAAUUAUUAUACUGAUAGUUACGACAAGGCAUCAAGUGUAAAUAUAUUCCAGCUGCUACCUGGGACUGGUUAUAUUGUUCGUGUAGCUUCAGCUAAUGAAUAUUUUCAAAGCAAUUCAAAUGAAGUCAAUUUUACUACUACACCAAGUCCUCCAUUGCUUUCAUUUUUAAAUGCAACUGGACUGUCUGAUAAUUCACUUAAGAUUGAAUGGAUCCUCGAGUACACUGGCGGGUCACAUGACGUUCACAUGAUGCUAAGCGUCCAAUCAAAUCAAUUGAAAAGACGCAGGAGAUCCUUUGAUCCAGUUACCUACUCAUUCAAUGUGGGGGUCAACGAUAAUGUAUUGGUCACUCCUACUUUGCCAUUUGGCCGGAGGUACAAUGUAAUGGGUGUGGUCAGCAGUGAAUACGGUACUCAUCAACUGGCAACUACAGCAUUCAUUGGUAUACAGGACACAUUGAGUUGUCCUUUCUCACUCUCCCCAGAGGAUUCUUGUGGUUGGACUGUACAGGAGCCAGCAGGUUCACUAAGAUUAGCCUCUACAGUCUCUUCUCCUAGACCUACUAGUGACGCUAGAGGUCAAUCUGAUGGUGUAUACGUAUUAGGAUCAAUACCUAAUGAUGCAUCACUGGAAACACUGACACUAUUAGCAUAUCCUAGCAUUAGUUACAUAUGCAGCAUAUCUUUCUAUUAUCAAGUACGGGAGAAUGUGCGUCUGAGAUUGGAAUCUUCUGAGUCCCAGAAUGAGUCUCUGAUAUGGGCUAGUUCCAAUGGUGACCACACUCGUUGGACUCAUGUUCAAAUACCACCGGAAGACUUCCCUCUCUCUGUUAGUACGAGCUCAUUGCUCUUUACCAUGGAAACUGUAGACACUCCCUCUCCUGAGCUCUCCUAUGCUGCAGUUGAUGAUGUGAGCCUCACUUUCUGUCUUCCUUGCAACUACAGCAAACUUACUGGAGAUUCCAUUAGCUUGUCGUACAAGAAUUCUUCAAUCGUUUACAUUAGAAAAGAUCAAAACAUUACAAUAGAGGCUACAGUUGCUGAAUGCCCUCAUCCAAUUAUUCAGUACAGGAUACAGUCAAUUGUUCCCAAUGAGCUACUGGAGAGGCUUGUGAUACAGGACCAAAGGAAAGGAGUAAUCUUAAUUAGUGACAUUACAACUGACAUUGCUGAGGCUGGAACAAUAGGCUAUAUCAUUGUUGAGGCUGAAAUUGUUUCUGCUGAUUACAAGAAUAUCGGCAAUCCAAUAUCAAAAUCUUUUGUAAUUAGUUUCAUGAUAGCAGAGUUUUUUGAAAAUUGUUCCUAUAUUAAAUCAUGUGAUUUUGAAAGCGGGCCAUGUGACUGGAAGCUAAGCGACCAAUCGGAUUCAAGCAUCAAAGAAAUUGAGAGCAAUUCAUAUCUGUACAGUGAACCACUGCUAGACGCCUCUCUCUCAACCUCCAAUUCAUUCAUUAUUGGGCACUCAAUUAUUAAUGAUAGCUACUGUGGAUUAAGCUUCAGUUUAAUGAAGAGCAUUGACAUUGAUUUGCAUGUACUAGUGUCUGGUUUAGGAGUGGUAUGGUCCAGUUACUCUUUGCAUGAGUCUACAAACACUUAUAUCUCCUCUAAUGUCACCUGGAGGGACGUGUCUGUCUUCAUUGAUGUUAGCAGUGUGGAGAUUAUGAGUGGGAGAAAUGUCACUUUUGAAAUGGUUCCUGUGAUGACUGGCGAUGAUGAUUUAAGUGAUACAUUUGUUGCAAUAGAUAAUGUUACAUUGCAUCCAUGCGUUGAUUGUGAGGCUCAAGAGUGUAGUUGCAUUUCAUGCAUUCAGCAGUGUACAGUCAGCCCGUGUCAAGAUGGCUACUAUUUAUCACUUGAAGUCAAUCAGUGUAGACCCUGUCCUCCUGGGUACUACUGUGAGAAUUGGCGGUCAAUGCCUAAGCCAUGUCCACCUGGUACAUUUAGGAAUAUAACUGGAGGAACUGGCUUUGCUCAUUGCCAGGUUUGUUCCAAUGGUACCUACACAGUUCAAUAUGGUUCGGCUACUUGUCAAACCUGUCCAACUGGUUAUAAUUGCUCCAAUCCUGCUGUAUCCCCAGUGAAAGACUGCAGUGAAGUGGCCACUGUCCUUCCUACAACAGCACAACAAAGUCAUUCUCUUAGUUUAUACGUGGCAGCAGUUGUUGGUGGGUUUGUUGGUGUGUUGGUAAUUGGUGGAACUGCUUUGUUCAUAAUAUGUUUCUGUCACUAUCAGAGAAAGCAUAAAAAAAUGAGGCAAAGAAAGAGAGAGCAUAAAAUGUAUGCUGACAACUUUUACAUCAAUCCUGACAAAGACAAUAAGAGAGGUUUCAAAUCAGCAACUGUGAGAACAGCAUCAACUAUCUUAUCAAUGAUGGGUAGUAAAACAGAUGAUGGUAACAAGGCAUACAUGAAUCCGACUUAUGACAGUGAUUCAUCAGAUCAUGACAGCAGCUCCAUCUUCUCCUCUGAGACUCAAGCUAGCACUAUGAGAGGAGGAGGAAGGGGGGAAGGAGGGAAAAGACGUCUAACACGUGAUGCUACCAUUAACUCUUUAAAUAGUUUUGAUGUCAAGGUUGAUUGGUCUGAUGCUAAUCCGUUCCUCUCUGACUCACAAAGUCAUGGUAAUAUCAGUGACAUCAUCGAGCUGGAGGAUCAUAAUGACCAUGUCUGGCCCGCACUUCAGAGAAAGAAGAAGGAAGAGAGAGAGGAAGAGCAAGACACUUCAAUAAACAUAUAAAUCUGACUUUACUUCAUUGGCUAUAAAUUUACUUAGUUUUACAUGUUAAAGUUUAGUUUAUGGACCUGAAGAAAUAGCAAAAA
This is a messenger RNA of Amphimedon queenslandica, 5358 nucleotides long. RefSeq lists its product as uncharacterized. The coding region runs from base 68 to 5275 and encodes 1735 amino acids. The transcript is spliced from 24 exons. The record is from RefSeq and is a predicted model, not a curated record. Gene Ontology annotation, cellular component: membrane. Gene Ontology annotation, biological process: homophilic cell-cell adhesion. NCBI's taxonomy places the organism in Eukaryota, Metazoa, Porifera, Demospongiae, Haplosclerida, Niphatidae. Gene Ontology annotation, molecular function: calcium ion binding; protein binding.